Molecule: messenger RNA, 761 nt
Organism: Cylicocyclus nassatus
Lineage: Eukaryota; Metazoa; Nematoda; Chromadorea; Rhabditida; Strongylidae
Source: the annotation of a GenBank genome assembly
AUGGUGUACCUAUCCCUAUCGGUGCUAUUAGUGUGUCUCUCACUCGUGAAUGGUCUCGAUGAUUUUGAGAAACGAAAAAAAUUCCAUGACCGACAAUGCCAACUAACCCCUUCUCUACCAAGUUGUACCACGCCCUAUACGUUGGCAGUUUUCAAACGAGAAGCUAUAGUGCAAAGCAAAAAUAGUAAUAAACAAAAAUUAUCCAAAGCUAUGGGAGUAAAAAGAACCGUAAGGCGCAGCUCUUGGCAUGACGAUUCUGAUGAAGACUACGAGUUUUAUCUAUGGAAAAAAUAUCGUCGAGAGAAGCUGAGACGACGGCUUCUUCAGAAUGCAGGGGAUUCUUCCGAAUCUGUCCAGUAUCAUUACCAUAACUAUAACAAUCCAUAUUCAAGCGGAUACAGAGCGUAUCCGUAUACCGGAUAUUACAGGCCCUCCUACUAUGGGCAACAGUAUGGCUAUCCAUACAGCGGAUACGGAUACGGCGGUGGGUAUCCUUCCUAUGGCAGCGGCUACGGUGGAUAUGGAGGGGGAUUUGGAGGCGGUCUGUUCUCACUGGGAGCCGGACGACAACUUGGUAUCUCAACGCCUAUUGGUGGAUUUGGUUACAGUAGUGGAUUUGGCAUAGGCAUUGGCUGAAUGACCUCAACUAUUACACAUGCAUAUUGAAGAGCUUUGUUCACAUGUACGUAUUUUACCAUCAGAACUUGUAUCAAUCAUAAUGUACAACUUAUAAACAUGAUAAAAUGUGUAAUCAGCAGAGG